AUGCGUUUCUCCAUCAUCGUCGCAACACUCCUUGCUAGCAUCGUCACUGCGAUGCCAGACCCUCUCCCACUCGGCUACAACGGGCCUUGCUCCAGGGACAACUGCGGUGCCAGUGGUACCAACUGCGGCAACCGCAUUUGCGUGGGUUGGCCUUCUACGGAGAUCGAGAAGAGGAAAGGCUGCACCUGCACCACCGGCUAA
Molecule: messenger RNA, 201 nt
Organism: Parastagonospora nodorum SN15
Lineage: Eukaryota; Fungi; Ascomycota; Dothideomycetes; Pleosporales; Phaeosphaeriaceae
Exons: 1
Coding region: 1-201 (66 amino acids)
Source: RefSeq, a predicted model, not a curated record